AUGGGUAAACGGAACUUCGAGGAGCUUUCAGUAACCGCCACUGGCGUACAGAACCUCGAAGACCGCUUUGGGAAGCGACGCCGUCGGCAUGACUACGAUGACUUGCCACCCAUAAGACAAUGGCGAUGUAACCUGACUGGUCUCUCCCAGGAACAAAAUCUGUACUUCGUAGCAUAUGGUCAAGAUGUUUAUGUCUACGUGCCACAAUACCCUGCGCAAGCGGUGUCUAGCCUACCAGUCUUGAUUGUACCGUCUCAGCCCACGAGGCCCGAUCUAACAGGUUUCCUUGAUCCGCGCGAGCCGCAUACGAUAAAUAAUCUCAUUGUCCACCACCUUGGCACGGAUGAGGUCCUGGCGACUGUCCGAGAUGAUGGAGACGUGGAGAUGGUACUGGUGCGACACAUCUCGCAGGCCAUAACGCGACGAGCAGAGUCUGACAAUACUCUUCCCCUACGGGCUAGUGAAGUGAGACCCUUCUUCCAAGAGAAUGUCAGCAUCAGCGCCUGGGGCUUGUCGAUCCACACGCAGGCUCGCAUACUGGCUACCAGCUCCAAUGCGCAUGAAGUACGGAUUUUCAAAUUCGGGUUGUUGCACGCAGCGAACGAUCCGUCAUACCCGGACUUAUCGCACAACCAGGAAGAACUACCGGAUACUGGCUUACGGGCGCCUGGUCCUCACUCUACGAAGAGACGGCCAAGCAGACAGAUGGACGUGACACAGCGUGUCAUUAACGGCGAAACCAACGUGCCCUACAUAUCAUUCUGUAAUACAGGCGAUGACCCGGAAGCACGAUGGCUGCUCACUACCGACAUCGGCGGAUACUGCCGCAUAAUGGACCUGCAUUCUGAUGCCACGCCUACAACACAGAAGUUCCGCUUCGGGCGAUCGUACUUGGGUCAAGGUGGCGGUUUCGACAGGCUUAACGCUGGCUGGGCGAUCAUGUUUCUGGACAGGCGAAGUUUCCUCUUGGAAGACACGCUGCACGCCGCAGUCGGUCUCACCGAAGGCCAAAGCUUGCCGGGCAUUAAAGGUGACGUUCGGAUGUGGGACCUGAGUGAGAUUGUGGAUCAAGUACCUAACAACUCGCUCGCCUUUACACAGAAUGGUGUGCGCACGUCAAGGCAGGCGCCUGACCACAUUCGCCAGCAUGAACGGCAAAACGGCUCUCUCGAACCAGGGUCUCCAGGCAUAGGCGCUACUGUUGACCAUGAUGCCCAAACACCAAGGGAUGCAAUCGAGAUGAUCGUGGAGCAACUGGUAGCACAGACGGCGGAAGCUAUUGAUGACGAGGUUCUGUCUUCCGUACCCGAUGAUGACCCAGAAGGUGACAUAGAAGAUGAAUACGAUGACGAUAUUGUGCAUCUCGUCGAAGAUGACGGCGACCCUGAUGAUGAAGGCACGGAAGACACCGUGUCAUUCAACAACGUCUAUGGAGGCAGGCGCAUUUUUGGAAAUCAACCCUACUUCUACCACCAGACGGGCAUAUGCCACGAUCUACCUUGUCCGAUCCUGCACGCAUCGGUCAAGAACGUGUACCUGCUGCAGCCUUCUAACCAGCGGCUGCAUCCAGGUCCUUUCUCCCCGCCCAUGGUCGGCAUGGCCAACCCUCUCCGGCAGGCAAUCCAAAACCAGUUCGCUUACCUGAAUGUGUUUGACCGCCUCAAUAUGAACGCAUACAUACCGGCUCUUGGCGUCGUUGUGCUCGCUUCGCAAAAAGGUCGUGCGGUCGUGCUGUCGCUUACCAAACUAGCUGCUUCUACGAAGUACUCGGCAGAGAUGCGCGGGCAUCUCGAUCGGCCGAAGACGGACUAUGCGAUAAGAGUUGAGUGUAUACUGCCGUUUGCUCAUCAAGAGAUGCAGAACCAGCGCCCGUUUGCGCCACUGCAUGGCAUCGCUGUCGGUCCCCUGCAGGGAACGGAAGGCUUGCUGGAAGAGAAGAAGCGGUGGCGUCUCCUCAUGAUGUAUCAAGAUCACUCCAUCCUCAGCUACGAGGUCAAGAGACAAAUCUGGAGUGACUCUGUGGUAGAGGUAGGAAGAGUGAUGGUAUAA
Molecule: messenger RNA, 2049 nt
Organism: Baudoinia panamericana UAMH 10762
Lineage: Eukaryota; Fungi; Ascomycota; Dothideomycetes; Mycosphaerellales; Teratosphaeriaceae
Exons: 2
Coding region: 1-2049 (682 amino acids)
Source: RefSeq, a predicted model, not a curated record